UCCGCAGGGUGCGCCGCCUGCCGCGUACGCGCGCUCAGCGACGCUUCGAUUAGAGUGGAUGAGGCUCAUCCCGAGGUGGUGGCCAUGGAGACGGGAGCCGGCGGCGGCGCAUGGAGGGAAGUGGCCGGAUGCGGAGCUGGCGGGCCGCCAUCUCCAAGUCGAGGCCGGGGGUGUCGACGGGGAGUGCGCCGAGUCGACGGCGUCGUCGGAGCACCACCAAUGGCGGCUGCCGGUGGAGGAGCCGGUCCACGUCGAGGAUUCCGGGGAUGAGGCGUCGGCUGCCUCUGUCCACGCUCAUGAGGUGGCCGGCUCUGGUUCGGAGGGGAGCAACUGCGGCGAGAGCGAUGGUGAAACGGUGGAGGGCGGUGCUGGCGGCCGACGGCGGGGGCGGAGGAGGGAGCGAGGCGGGUUUCCGGUGUUCAUGGUCGUCGGCCCCGCCGCGGCGUUGCUGCUCGCGCUGGUGGCGCUGGUGGCAUGGAAGAGGCAGCAGCGCCGGCGGCUAGCUGGAUGACGCGCGGCAUGCACGUACUGGCAUGUCUAGUACUCGUACGCAGCCGUACGUGUACGUUGACAUCUACAGGUGCGGUUGAUUUCCAUAUGAUACGACCGUACACCACUGGACGUGUCACUGUACAUAGUUUGUCAUACAUGCUGGGAUCACUGUACAAAUUUGAGUCGAGUUGAAUGUCUCCGUACAUA
Molecule: messenger RNA, 699 nt
Organism: Phragmites australis (common reed)
Lineage: Eukaryota; Viridiplantae; Streptophyta; Magnoliopsida; Poales; Poaceae
Exons: 1
Coding region: 59-511 (150 amino acids)
Source: RefSeq, a predicted model, not a curated record